AUGGCCACAGGUGAUACUCUACCUAUUUUUCCUAUACACGAGCUCAAAGAUUCGAUACCGCAUGAAAGAUAUAAUAUCAUUACUCAUCAUGUUGCUCAGAAGCUAGGGGUGAUUCUAGAUGCCGCCACCAGCCCAAAAGGUCUACAAGCGCAAUCUCUGGUCGGCUUCCUAUCGAGUUACUUGGGCGACGUAGCUCGUCAAGUCUUAGCUCAGACUAGUGCACAGCCUGGUUCAAUUUAUACUGACUUGCUCUCCGAUCCGGAACGUAUGAUUAGAAAGUAUACCCUUCGCCUCAUCGGCCUUAUGGCGUCCCACCAGGCAGACCUAUCAGUUACGCUGCUUGUUGAUCUAGCAGUCGCAUAUCAUCCUCUCAAUAGCAAAUAUCUUCAGAAGAUAUUCGAUCAAUCACUUUCCAUUGCUCCUCGGGCUUCUGAAUUUGAGUCCACUGUUAUCCCCGCGUUCACCUCUGCUCUGGUACCUAAACACCCGGAUGUCAUCGAAUUGCGUGAAGUUGCUUAUACACUCAGGUGCCUCACUAGCUGCGGAAGUAGGGUUGUAUCUUUAUUCGCUCGGCACCAGUCGUUUGUGAGAUCACUGUCCGAAUGUUACCAAACUGUGUUACCCAAGCUCGUGGAAUCGCUUGGGGGAAUCCAUUUACGAGGCGACCGGGAGCCUUAUGAGUUGACCUGCAUCGAAGCAAAAGUGGAUCUACUCGAAGCAUAUCAUAAUAUCAUCCGCACAGUCACAACCUCUCAGACUGUGGACCUUGCGCUCCAAGUCGCAUUCCAAGUAUUUGAAGCUCCUGGCCCUUCAGCCUUAGACCCCGUACCCUUUCUUAACACUGGAAUGAAUGAUGAUCUCAAUCGUGUAGUCGGUCUCAUAGAUUUAUUUAAAGGUGCCCUUCCAGCAGAAGAUCUACGCCUAGAAGUAAUGACUGCCCAACUCAGCCCCAUUACCUCAAGAUUCGACCUUGGCGCACUGGGUAUUCUGCCUACACCUGUAGGCAACGCACCUUCGUCACCUACCCGUACCCGCAUUGACAAAGGAAAAGGCAAGCUAUCAGAAGAGAACGACCCAACGCUAGAUCUAGAACUUGACUCCCUUGUCACUCAAGUUUUGGAGAUAUUUCCGGAGCAAGAUGCUAAUGCGGUUCGCUCCGCACUUCAAUUGCCCAAGUUCAACCGUUCUGCCGAGGCAAUUAUCAACGAACUAGCAGAAGGGAACGCGUUGCCUGCAUAUAUUCCGCCACCUGAAAAAACAGCCAAAUCUGUGUUUGCUGAGAGACGAAAUGUCUUCGAUGAUGACGAGAUGGAUUACUCAAGACUACGAAUAGGGAAGAAACGCUCCGAAAAUGCUGAAACCGUUUUGAACGAUAAAUCAUUUAUCGUUGCACAAAAGGCAGAAAUACUCAGAAGAGCUGCUGAAGUAUCAGAUGCUGAAUCCGAAUGGAAAUCAGAUGAAGAAAAACGGCCCGCAGUAGUUGCAUUCUUCGACGACGAUGACGAAUAUGGGGGUGGGGGAGUAGUCAAUGAUGGGGAAGCAACAAGCGAGAGCGAUAGUGAGGCUGGAAGCGAGGUUGGGGGCCCAGAAUCUGCACUAGAACUUGCAUGGCUGGCAGAUGCUCAUGUAUUCGAACGAGAUGCCGAAACCCGGAGAUCCAAGGCUCGGGCAGACUUGAAAAUUAAGACUGGCAUGUCAGACGAACAAAUCGAGGGAUGGAAAGUCAUGCUUGAGCGUAACCCCCGCCAACAAGCUAAAAUUCGGGAAAGGCACGAAUUCAAGGGCAACCAAACCUUCUUACCGCCAACCCAACAAGUCGACGCGCCACGUGGGGGGCGUGGACGCGGCGGGCGUGGCCGUGGGGGGCGAGGUGGUGGCAGAGGUGGCGGUAGGGGCAGAGGUACAGGCGACGGAGGCGCAGGGCCAAGUGGAGGCAGCGGGGACACAACGCAUGACAGAGCAUACAAGGACAAAAAUAAGGCUCAUCAAGGCAAUCAUGAUCGCAAGCGUGGCCACGAUAAGAAGGUGGCUCGAGGAGGAUUUGCAGGGUAA
This is a messenger RNA of Rhizoctonia solani, 2052 nucleotides long. RefSeq lists its product as uncharacterized. The record is from RefSeq and is a predicted model, not a curated record. The transcript has 6 exons. The coding region runs from base 1 to 2052 and encodes 683 amino acids. Gene Ontology annotation, molecular function: ubiquitin binding. Lineage: Eukaryota; Fungi; Basidiomycota; Agaricomycetes; Cantharellales; Ceratobasidiaceae.